AUGGCACCACCUGUGGUCCAGCUCCUGUUCCUCCAGCUUGUUCCAGGGCCAGCCUUGGUCGAAAACAUCCAGCUACAGCUUGCCAUCAAGAAAUUCCGUACCUUACAUAUCGACUAUCCCAAGGUUAACUACGCAAAGGGUUUCUGGGGCUACUGUAAUGGUCUGAUGUCCUAUGUACGGGGCAGACAACAAAGCUGGUAUUGCCCAAAGGUCCAUUAUGUCUUACAUGCCCCGUGGACAGCCAUCAAGAAGUUCUGCAAGUACAGCGAGAGCUUCUGUGAGAAUUACAAUGAAUAUUGUACAGUCACCCAGGACUCCUUCCCCCUCACAACCUGCUCCCUGAGCUCCAAGCAGCCACCCACCAGCUGCCACUACACCAGCACCCUAACCAACCAAAGGCUCCAUCUGCCCUGCUCCCAAAAGUGUGAUGCUGAUCCGAUAGAUAUCAUUGGCCUCUACUAG
Molecule: messenger RNA, 462 nt
Organism: Mesoplodon densirostris (Blainville's beaked whale)
Lineage: Eukaryota; Metazoa; Chordata; Mammalia; Artiodactyla; Ziphiidae
Gene: RNASE13
Product: ribonuclease A family member 13 (inactive)
Exons: 1
Coding region: 1-462 (153 amino acids)
Molecular function (GO): nucleic acid binding
Source: RefSeq, a predicted model, not a curated record